GUGAGUAUUUUUGGGAAUGUAUACUGUGUUUUAUCGUGUUUAUAGUUUGUCUAGACGGCUUAACAAUGAAAACAAAAAAACGUGUAUCAAAGAGUGGUCGAAGAAAAAAUCAGGGUAGCAGAAAAGUUGCGAAGAAAGUUGUGGACGCGUGGACAGAAGAGCACCUCCAGGAAGCGCUUUAAGAGUUCGAUUCUAUGCCGAAUGCAUCAGUCAGAGGCAUAGCAAAACGUCAUGGUAUUAACGAAUCUACGCUGCGAUUUCGUUUAAAAAAACGCAAGGAAGGAGCCAAAUUAGGAAAGUCUGGUCGGAAAUGUGUUUUCGAUGCAGAAACGGAGGCCCGGCUAGCUAAGUGCAUUGGUGUUGUAUGUAACCUUGGUUUUAGUCCUACGUUGGAUGAAAUUUUGGAUCUUGUUGCCGAAUACAUCAAAGUCACAGGGACGAUUUCACUCCAGUUUAAAAAUGGAAGGCCUGGUUUGGCGUGGAUAAAGAGCUUUAUGAAAAGAAACGGACUGAGUCACAAGAAGGCUGAGAUGAUUAGUACUGCCCGUAAAGCAAACACAUCCAAUCCAUUUAUAAUUUUUGAUUUCUACGAUCAAUUGGAACAGGUAAUAUAUGCGUCAUUGACGGUACGCUUUUAUAGGAAACAGCGUUUAUAAUUUGACCGUGCAUGAUGUAUAGUAAAAUGAUAUUUUUAGAUGUUCGAGAAAUACCCUAAUCUGGAUGCACAACGGAUCUGAAACUGUGACGAAAGUUCUUAACCAACUGAUCCAUCAAAAGGGAAAGUUGUCUCCGUGAAGGGACGGCGUGCCCUUAAAUUACGGUAUGGCGCUGGGAGAGAAAACAUCACUGUACUCGGUGUUUGUAAUGCAGCUGGAGUGGCACUUGACCCUCUUAUUAUAAUCACUGGAAAAAAUAUGCAAAGUACGUGGUACGGGGACAAGGCUCUACCCAACACGUUUUACGCCAAGUCUGAAAACGGUUGGAUGGACACGGAAGUUUUUUCCACGUGGUUCGCCAAAUUCACUGAGGACGUAACAGAAAGACCAUUGUUACUGGUGUUUGAUGGGCACCUUACCCAUAUCAGCAUAUCUGUCAUUAAAAAAGCAUUGGAAGACGAUAUAAUUAUAAUGAAAUUCCCUCCACAUGUUACGGAUGUCAUGCAACCCCUAGAUGUUGCAUGUUUUGGACCCUUAAAACGUGCUUGAGAGAAGCGCCUCCAUUUACGCGUGACAACACAUGGUGCUAAAAGCCAAUUGACAAAGUCUGAGUUUGUCAAUGAACUCUGUUCUAUUUGGAAAGAUGGCAUGAAAAAAGAAAGCGUUAUCAAUGGAUUUAGGAGUACUGGAAUAUGGCCAAUUGACAAAACCAUGUAUCCAAAGGAACGCUUGGACCCAAGAUUGUUAGCGAAAUAUUAUACGUGGAAACAAAGUGGUAAAGCUCUUGACUGGUCUAAAUUGUCAGACGGGUACGUUAUUUUCUUUUGUGACUGAUAAAAAUGGCUAAACCUGUUGAAUAAACAUCUUAACUGAACAUUUUUGUACUUUCGGACAAAUCGAUGCAGCUGCGGGUCUUGCGCAAAAUCAAGUCUCGACAUCAUUACCACUGCCCGAAU
This is a messenger RNA of Hydractinia symbiolongicarpus, 1612 nucleotides long. RefSeq lists its product as uncharacterized. The record is from RefSeq and is a predicted model, not a curated record. Lineage: Eukaryota; Metazoa; Cnidaria; Hydrozoa; Anthoathecata; Hydractiniidae. The transcript is spliced from 2 exons. The coding region runs from base 195 to 656 and encodes 153 amino acids.